Messenger RNA from Exophiala aquamarina CBS 119918, 756 nucleotides. RefSeq lists its product as uncharacterized. The coding region runs from base 1 to 756 and encodes 251 amino acids. The record is from RefSeq and is a predicted model, not a curated record. NCBI's taxonomy places the organism in Eukaryota, Fungi, Ascomycota, Eurotiomycetes, Chaetothyriales, Herpotrichiellaceae. The transcript has 3 exons.
AUGGAGAGAGUCCUUGUUGUUGGUGCCACAGGAAAUAUUGGCGUUUCUGUUGUUAUUGGAGCCUUGAAGGCAAAUCGAGAAGUCCUUGCUAUUGUUCGCAACCAAGUUGCUGCGGAAAAGCUUUACCACCACGCUGGAACAAGAACAGGAAUCACGACAGUGGAAGCAGAUGUAACCACCGAGAAUGGCGUGCAAAAUGUCGUUGACCGCGUGAGGGCGGGCGAAUUUCCCGCUUUCCAACAUGUUUACGUGUCAGUCGGAGCUUUCAACCCUCAAACGCCUAUUUACAAGGUGGAAUUUGACUACUACCGGGAGACAAUGAGAAUCAAUAGCGAAUGCGCCUUUUAUGCAUACCGCGCAACCAUUCCAUUCCUUGUCGAACAGGGGGACGCGAAUGCUACUUGGACGCUAGUCACUGGUGGUGCUGGGAACCAAGGUAUCGGUGGCGUCACGGGAAUCUCGCAAGGUGCCUUGUACUCACUAGCAGCUGUUGCUUGCCGCGAACUACAAAAAACCAACAUACGCUUCAAUGAAGCAUAUCUGGACUACCGGGUCGAGUAUGACGAGAAUUGCGAGGGAGAGGUCAACAAGUGGAAAAUGAAGGCAUCGGAUUAUGCAAGGAUCUAUGAACAGAUCCUGACUCACAAAGAUAUCAAUGCAUGCAGGGUGAUUACGGAGUCUCCGAGAGACGUCCAGACGAUCAGAUAUGAGAAGAAGUUGGCAGGACUGAAUACAGCAAACUCUUGGGGUCAAUAA